This is a messenger RNA of Sardina pilchardus (European sardine), 3575 nucleotides long. RefSeq names its product TBC1 domain family member 15-like. NCBI's taxonomy places the organism in Eukaryota, Metazoa, Chordata, Actinopteri, Clupeiformes, Clupeidae. The record is from RefSeq and is a predicted model, not a curated record. Gene Ontology annotation, biological process: activation of GTPase activity. The transcript is spliced from 17 exons. Gene Ontology annotation, molecular function: GTPase activator activity. Bases 1 to 2157 code for a protein of 718 amino acids.
AUGGCGGCGGCGGCAGCAGCUCCUGUGUGUUCUACGGUUGUGUUUGAGCAUGACGGGGUGUAUAUUCACACAAAUCCGGACAGACAAGAAGAUCAAGAUUCACUCAUUUCAGGAUGUCUGCGUGUGAUUGAGAAGGACGGGGAUGCCGUGAUCGAGUUUAGACAGUUUGAGGAUGCUGCUGACCCCUCCAGCAUGCUCUGUCCUAACAAGGACUCCAGCUCGGUGGUGGAGUGGAAUCAGAGCACUAGGCCUCCCAGGCCACUUGAGCCCCAGCUCAGCUCUGAGACGGAGUGGGACAUGGUCAACGCGGUCUACUUCCGCAGGAAGACCCCUAGCAAUGGCGAAGCCCCUGCAGAUGGGUCUCCUCCCCCUGUGGCCGAAAGGAGCCGUGGUGGGUGCCUGAGCUUCAGCGCGAGUGACCUGAUCUCCAUCAAGGUGCGGCAGGCGGGCUGGACCUACCUGGAGUUCAGCCUGAAGGAAGACACGCCUGUACCAUCGCUCCACUUCCACCAGGGCGGCGCCGAAAUGCUGCUGAACUGCCUACGCCGAUACAUAGUCCUGACUGAGUCACGCUUUGAUUCAUCGGUUCUGAACGUGGGCCACUACAGCAAGGCCCUCUCGCAGUCCUUUGAGAACCUGCUGGACGACACUACCUUCGGGCUCAUACAGAAAUUUAAAAAGGACCCAUACACCACCACGCUGGGGGGCUUCUCCAAGGUGACCAACUACCUGUUUGACGCGUUCCGCGGCGGGGAGUCUGAGCCUCAACAGCGCCCCCCGGAGGAGAUGGUGGACCUGCUGAACGAGGUCAUCCCCGGCCUGGACAUCAACCAGCAGGACGAGCCGGGCUUUGAAGUCAUCACCAGGGUGGACCUCGGUGAGAGGCGUCAGGUACAGAGGGCAGCGCCGGUCUCGCGGGAGGAGUGGGCAGGAUGUUUGGACCCAGAGGGACGUGUCCUGGACCCCCAGCACCUUCAGCAGCGCAUCUUCAAAGGGGGUAUGUGCCACUCAUUGCGCAAGGAGGCCUGGAAGUUCCUGCUGGGGUAUUAUCCCUGGGGCAGCACCCAGGAAGAAAGGAGGAGUCUGCAGAGGAGUAAAACGGAUGAGUACUUCCGUAUGAAGCUGCAGUGGAAGUCUGUCAGUGAGGAGCAGGAGAAGAGGAACACUAAACUGAGGGACCACAGGAGUCUCAUAGAAAAGGAUGUGAACAGGACAGACCGGACCAACCCUUUCUUCGAGGGUGACGACAACCCUGGCCUGAUCCUCCUACAUGACGUCCUUAUGACCUACUGCAUGUACGACUUCGACUUGGGGUAUGUCCAGGGGAUGAGUGACCUGCUCUCGCCCGUCCUCUAUGUGAUGGAGAACGAAGUGGACGCCUUCUGGUGUUUUGUGUCCUUCAUGGAUCAGAUGCACAACAACUUUGAGGAGCAGAUGCAAGGCAUGAAGACCCAGCUGAUCCAGCUCAGCACUCUGCUCCGCCUGCUUGACCUCGCCUUCUGGAAUUACCUCGAAUCGCAGGACUCUGGCUACCUGUACUUCUGUUUCCGCUGGCUGCUGAUUCGCUUCAAGCGGGAGUUCAGCUUCCAGGAUGUCCUACGCCUGUGGGAGGUGAUGUGGACGGGUCUGCCCUGCCAGAACUUCCAUCUGCUGGUGUGCUGCGCCAUCUUGGACGCCGAGAAGCAGAAGAUUAUGGAGGAGCGCUACGGCUUCAACGAGAUCCUCAAGCACAUAAACGAGCUCGCCAUGAAGCUGAACAUCGAGGAAAUCCUCCGCAAAGCUGAAGCCAUCUGCCUCCAGCUGAAAAACUGCAAGGACCUGCCCAGCUCCGUGGCCCAGAUUUUGGGCUUCAGCAGCGGGGAGCGGGACUCAGAUGACCCCGCAGGCGGAGCAGGGGCAGCCGGCAGCUCUAGAACCCGCAGCCCCGACCCGGAACUCGGACCCGGACCAGCAUCUGCCGCCGGACCUGGAGCGGAGGAGGGGUCAGCGGCUUCGCCAGAGCCGGGCGAGGACGGCGGCGGCUCGGGCCGGGAGACCCCCGAGACCCCCUUCAGCCCAUCGCAGGUGCUGAUGUCCGCGCCAAACUUCAGCCCGUCACGCAACGGACACAUCGGGCAGGCCGCACCGGACGCUUACAAGCUGGCCUACAUCUCAUAGCCUCAGUGCCCUUCACCGCCAGACACAGACUCUUACUCUGUCAAACAUAACUGCUCAUCUCUCGCAUAAACUUUAUAUUUAUCUACAUAUCUCUAUUUCUCUCCCUCCCUCUGUUUCAUUCAUUCAUCUCCCUCUCGCCCUCCCUCCCUCCCUCCUUCACACAGCCUAUAACCCACCAGUGUCAUUGAAUUUUUGUCUGCAGUACCAGUUCUCUGAGCUGAAGAACGAGGUUUAUUUUUCUACUGCAAUGUGUAUUUCAGCCUGUUUUUAUGACUAGAAAUGUAACUGGAAAAAAAUGAAGCAAAUCCGUUUUUUUUUUUUUUUUAGAUUUUCUCUUUUUUUUUCCAAGCAGGAGAAUCAUUCCAACUCUCUGAGAUUUUAAAGAUGUCACUCAGGAACUUGGACUGCACUUUUGGAGAAGAUAUCACAUUGAUCAUUUUUCUGAUUAACAUUGAUUUUUUUUUUGUAUGGUGAUGGAUCAUGUAUAUAAAAACGAGUAAAAAGUAAUAUCGUGAGGAAAGGCACAUUUUGACAGUGGGAGAAACAUUUUCACCAUCAACCAUCUUUUUUUUUUUUUUUUUUAACCUUACAUGCAAUCGGGGUUUAAACUCAAAGAAAGUGAACUUUAUCUUGCCUUGUACGUGAUUACCUCUGAGCAAAAGCACAGCUAUACAGUUGAACUGAUCAUACAGUACCUUACUCAGAUGCCUUUAUUAGAAACAGCAGUCACAGAAUUGUAGUGUUUUUAUUAUCAGUCUAUUUGAAGUGAGAUGGUAGUCUGUGCGUCUGUCCUGUCCAGCCAAAGAGCAUUGACUCUUAGUCCAAUGGAAACCAAUGUGAUGGAACUUCUGACAUGUGGCCUUAACAUUGUUUAAAAACCCUCCCUGAUUGAAAGUAGACUGGCCUACCAUUCAUACCAGCGACUUUUGAAGAAAAAAAGAACAUACAGUGUUUUAUAUGAUAGUGGAGUGUUAACUAUUUUGUACCACUGCAGUAGUUGUUUCUAUUAAGGACAGUUCUAAGAAGAAUUAGAAGUCGCUCACUAUGAUGAAAUGAAGCUGAACAAUUUUUUCCCCUCAGCAUGUAUUUAUUUAUCUGUAUCAAAUCUUUUGUAUGUGGACUUUGUUUGUAUGUUUGCAAAGUUUGUACAGCUUAGAUGUAUUUCCCCCCUCUUUUUUCCAUUGGAGCCUGAUGAUGCUGGAGAGAUUUCUAACCUUGGAAACUUUUUUUUUUCUUCUCACAAUUCCUCGUGUCUCCGACUCUCCUGUGAGUAGCCUCGGAGACGUUGCAUAAAAUGUGAGUCAUUUCUUGUCUUCCCGCGCAACAAGAGUCUCCUUGAGUUAAGAGCACCGCUGUUACCGCCCUUUGCCACUGUACUCUUUGUGCUUUUUACAUAAAUAGACAAGUGUAUACUUUCA